GGGGUCAAAGAAAUAACUCAGGGUACAACUGCAGUCGCAACUCCACCACCUCCUCCAAGCACGACAACUGAAUCAGCCACAACAACUGCACCAGGUACAACAACUGGGCCAGGCACAACAACUGCACCAGGUACAACAACUGGACCAGUAACAACAACUGGACCACAAACAACAACUGGACCAGCAACAACAACUGGACCACAAACAACAACUGGACCAGCAACAACAACUGGACCUGAAACAACAACUGGACCACAAACAACAACUGGACCAGUAACAACAACUGGACCACAAACAACAACUGGACCAGCCACAACAACUGGACCACAAACAACAACUGGACCAGUAACAACAACUGCACCAGGUACAACAACAGCACCAGUUACGACAACUGGACCAGUGACAUCAACAGGACCAGGAACAACUGGACCAGUUACAACAACUGCACCAGGUACAACAACUGCACCAGUAACAACAACUGCACCAGUCACAACAACAGGACCAGGUACAACAACUGGACCAGUUACAACAACUGCACCAGGUACAAC
Molecule: messenger RNA, 548 nt
Organism: Owenia fusiformis
Lineage: Eukaryota; Metazoa; Annelida; Polychaeta; Sabellida; Oweniidae
Source: the annotation of a GenBank genome assembly